This is a messenger RNA of Parnassius apollo (apollo), 6525 nucleotides long. NCBI's taxonomy places the organism in Eukaryota, Metazoa, Arthropoda, Insecta, Lepidoptera, Papilionidae. The record is from the annotation of a GenBank genome assembly.
AUGGUAUUUGAAUCAAUAGUAGUUGAUGUGCUGAAUAGAUUUUUAGGGGAUUAUGUAGAGAAUUUAAAUAGAUCCCAGUUAAAGCUAGGCAUAUGGGGCGGCGACGUAGUACUUGAAAAUUUGAUACUAAAGCAAAAUGCUCUGGAAGAGCUCAACAUUCCUGUUCAAACAGUUUAUGGUCAUUUGGGAAAGCUUGUUUUGAAAAUACCAUGGAAGAACUUGUACGGCGCGUCAGUGGAGGCGUCUAUAGAACGCCUCUUUUUGAUUGUAAAUCCCUUGGCUGAAGUCAAAUAUGAUCCGGAGAAGGAAGAGAAGAUGGCGCUGUCGGCCAAACAGGCUGAGCUGGUGAGGGUGGAGGAGGCCAAAAAGAAAGAAGCUCAAAAAGAUGAAAAUAAAUUAGACGAGACUUUCGUCGAAAAACUGGCGACACAGAUAAUAAAGAAUGUACAAUUAAAAAUAAAGGACAUCCACAUAAGAUACGAAGACAGCAUAACAAACCCUAAAGCACCGUUCUCUUUCGGCAUCACCCUACACAAUAUAUCCGUCUAUACGACCGAUGAGAACUGGAAGCAAACCGUUAUUCAGGAAGCGGUUACGAAAAUAUUUAAGAUAUUGGAUAUGGAAGGGUUAGCUAUCUAUUGGAAUCCAGACACCGAAAUGUACUCUAAGUCGGAACCACAGGAUAUCAAGACCAGAUUACAGAAUGAGAUCGCUACAAAAUCUUCGCGACCACUAUCCUAUAAAUAUGCAUUGGGACCAAUAAACGCUACUGCCAAAUUAAAACUCAACCCUAAACCCGAAGGCGACACGCCGAAAUUUAGUAUACCCAAGGUUAUUCUCAACCUCCAUAUGGAACAGCUCGUUGUGAGCCUUACAAAGGCGCAGUACCAAGAUAUGAUGCUGUUGGCCGACUCUAUGGACAGAAUGAACAAAGGGGCACCUUAUAGAAAAUACCGUCCAAAUCUAAAAAUCUACAAGGGUCAUUAUAAACAGUGGUGGCAGUUUGCAUACACUUGCAUCUUGGAGGAGGAGGUACGAAGACGUCGUAGAAAUUGGAACUGGGCACACAUGCUUAGUCAUAGACAACUGUGCAAAGACUACGCGAACGCCUACCAAUGCAAGUUGAGCAACAAUGGCAAAGUGACCACCGAACAGCAGAGUGUUAUCGGCCAGGCUGAGAGGUCGUUGGAUUUAUUCAACUUGGUUGUUAUAAGGCAGAAGAUAGAAAUGGAGGUGGAAAGGUUGGGUAAAUUGGAGGAGGAAGCCCGCAAGACCCGCGGCUGGUUUGGCGGCUGGUUUUCCCGAGGCACCUCCAAGGACGACGAGCUCACUGAGGGCACUGCUAUAAUAAAACAAUUCGAGAAAGCAAUGACACCGGAGGAGAAAGAAAAGUUGUUCCGCGCGAUAGACUAUCAGGAGAACACGGCGCCGCUGCACCUGCCCGUGGAGUACGUAGCGAUGGAGAGCUUCUUCCACCUCGACAGGCUGCAGGUGACAGUUAACGACGUCGGGGAAGUUCUGAGGGCGUGCGUCGACCACGUGCAGUUGGAUAUGAAGCAGAGACCCAGCGCUAAUGCUCUUAGGGUUGACGUCCAAAUGCAGUCUUUUACGGUUUGGGGCGUGAAGCAAGGCGAAUUUGAACCAGAAAUGGUUACUUCUCCGGAAGUGACAAAAGAUGUCAAUUUGUUGAAUGUUGUGUUCGAAACAAAUCCUUUGGAUGGUAAGUGCGAUCAACGAGUCAAAGUAUUAGCGCAACCACUGCAGAUUGUGUAUGAUGCACAAACGGUAAUAGAGAUUGUAAACGUCUUCAAACCGCCUUCUGAAUCCACUGCUUUGACGACCUUACAAGAAGCAGCAGGCAAUAAGCUAUCUGAUUUAAAAGAAAAAUCAUCACUGGGCAUGCAGUAUGCAGUGCAGAAUCACACAUUCAUAGAUCUGGAUAUAGAUAUUGCUGCUUCAUAUAUAAUUGUGCCUCAAAGUGGAAUGUACAGAGGCAAUGAAUCAUGUGUGGUAGUAAAACUAGGUGCUAUCAGCGUUAAGUCGGAACCUCGCUCGGAAGUUUUAGAUGUCCACAAACUUUACAAAGAGGGGCUUGCAGAUGAAGAUAUACUGCGAGAGAUAACGCAUCACAGCUACGACAAAAUGGCACUUAAACUCACCGAGAUGCAGAUUGUUGUUGCUACAGCUAAAGAAGAAUGGCACUCUGCUAUUGUUUCUGAAGUUGGGACACCUAUGCAUCUGCUGCAGCCCACAAACUUAGUGAUACAGAUACACAAAUGUCUCAUCACCGAUGACCCUAGGUUACCUAAAAUAAAAGUCAGGGGAGAGUUGGAAAAGAUUGCUGUUAGUAUUUCUGAAGAUAGAUUACUUACACUAUGCGAAAUAUUAGUGAGCAUGCCUCUACCACAGUCUGAAGAAACAACUCAGUUGAAGCCUAGUGAUUCAAAGGCGUCAAGUCUAUCGUUACUGAAGUACUUGGACCCAGUCGAGAAACAAAAGAGAGAUACUGCAAGGUCUAAACAAAGGAAAAAUGAAGAACAAACUGUUCAGCUGACUGAAGUUGAAGCAUUCUUUAUUAUGAAAGAAUUGAUUCUAAGCGUAAAUCGCAAGACAGUAGACCCGUCGCAGGUUUACGAUAAAUUCCUAGUAUUCUCACUGAAACUCCUCGAGCUGACUGCCACACAAAAGACCUUUACUCUGGAGGCGACUGUCAGGCUGGGUGCUGUUAAUAUGCAGCAUCAUAGAACUGGCUUUAGCACCAUAAACAUGAUAGAGACACCAGAAGUACAGAGUAUUGAGAAUGUGGACAGCACAGACAGUGCAGUCACAACAAACAAAUAUUUGUUUGCGGUCACUUAUUGCAAUGUUGAUAAGAAAUGCCCUGAAUUCCGAAGUUACUAUGGAUCGAUUGAGCAACUGAUUGAGCUAGAUUUCACCACUUUAAGAGUUUUGCUGCAUCUCCAAGGCUUGCAAGAAAUACUCAUUAUUGUUAAUGAAUAUCAGACACGUUUGCAAGCUAUCCAAAGCAAGGUGGACAGGUAUGCAAAUGCUGGUCCCUUAGAGACGAUCAUGGAAGAUGAAGAAUUCUCUGUUGCCAAAUCUAAAGCUAGCAUUUCAAAACCAGCACGUCGUAAACAAGUGGAGAGUAUACAAUUGAAAAUAAAUGUUAAGAUUGGAGCAGUAGAGAUUGGAUUCGAAACGGAUAGGCGGCCGAUAUCCAUUGUGAAAUUACAAGGUGCCAAAGCAGGCCUCAUAUUAAAGAGUUCUUACACGCAAGUUGAUUGUACGAUCGCCUCCAUUAAAGUGGAGGAUCUCAAUCCGGAAACUGUUCAUAAGGAGAUCCUAAAAGUGCUUGGUGGAGAUGUUAUGAAUGUGCAAAUAGUGAUGUACAAUUUGGACCAGUAUCCGAGCGUGAGCGAUGUUAAUAUGUCGAUAGAGGCACAAAUAAACUGUUUACGUAUAGUUUUUCUUAAUUGGUUCGUGACAUCAAUGUUGGAGUUCAUGAAUAACUUCCAAAGCGCGCAAGCGGCGAUCAUCGAAGCUGGGUCGCAGGCGGCGGACGCGGCGCGCGCCAACGUGGCGAGCGCGUACCAGAACCUGACCAAGCUGGCGCUGCGCGUGCGCCUGGCCGCACCCAUCGUCGUUGUGCCCGAGAACUCCACCAGCCGCCACGCGCUGCUCAUCGACCUCGGCCGCAUGACGCUCAACAACAACUUUGUUGACCUGCCCGUCGCUGACGUGAGCAACAAAGUGACAGUAGACGAACUAACGCUCGAACUUGAAGAUAUGAAACUAUCGUGUGUUGUGCUCAAGGACAACUACCAGGAUGUAGCUUCCGAACGGAAGCUGUUGCGACCGACCAGUUUUAAGUUGUUCGUUAAACGUAGCCUGUCGCAGUGGUAUGAAACAUUGCCCGAUUUAGACAUUUCCGGAAGGAUGAAGACGAUAGCUAUCACGGUAGGCCACAGCGAUUACAAAAGCAUAAUGAAAAUAUUAAAUCAAAAUCUACAAGAGGGCCAGAAGAAAGCAGAAGAGACCAAAGCAGCUCAGAAUGUGCCAAAGGCUACAUCUAAAGCAGCAGUCAAAACUCAAAUUAGCAAAGUGCAAGUUAAAGCAUCUUCAACUCCUGCAACACCCACGGAAGACAAGAAACCAAGGACGACUAUAAAGUUCGCCUUUACUAUGGACAGCUUCGUCAUUGAUCUUAAGAAUACUAUAGAUUUGGAUAGCACAUUGAUCGGUAACGAUGUGGAUCUGGCUCGCUUCUGUCUCGCACUGCUCUCAGUGAAAGGACGGAUGUUCUCUGACGGUUCCAUGCACACCUCCGUUCUGCUGGUCGACUGCACUCUGGACGACACUAGGCCUGGACGAGGCGCGAAGAUUACACGGUAUCUUGAGCGUCGGCGUGAUAAAAAGGAACCACUAGUAGACCAAACCGAAGAUGCAGACUCCAUCAUGGAGGCCCAUGAUAAGAUACGCAGCAUGAUUGACAUUACAUAUACUAUGAAGAAUUCUGAUACAUUUAUCGAUAUGCGAAUAUUCAGUUUCAAUCUUAUUUUGGCGAUGGAUUUUCUGAACAAAAUCGCAGAGUUCAUGACCACCGGUCUCGCUGUAGACGCACCUGAGACGCCUACGGAUGAAGUUGAAGUCAUCAAACCUAGCGUAGAUAAGUCUGCUGACACUAAAAAGAAGGCGUCGAUUGCGACUGCACCCCAAACAACAGAGCCUCAAAAUAAUUCCAUGAUGACUUUAAAUAUAAAGAUCGAGCAGCCUGACAUUAUUCUUGUGGAGUCACUUGAACAGAAGAAAUGCGAUGCACUCGUGUUAAAUAUGGAGGCGCGGCUGAAGGUGCGGCGCACGGCGGAGCGGAUGGUGGCGGAGGGCGGCAUCUCGGGGCUGCAGCUGGUGCUACGCGCGCUGGGCCGCGCCGGCGCCGCGCGCACGCUGCUGGCGCCCGCGCACGUGUCGCUUGCGCUCUCGCAGCCGCCCGGUGCUGGUCCGCACCUCGACCUCGCCGUCUCCGACAUCAAGCUCACCGUGUCGCCCGGUCAGUACCGUCCCCGCCUGCUGCUGGCGCCCGGCAAGUGUCGCUGGCGCUCUCGCACGUGUCGCUGGCGCUCUCGUAGCCGACCGACGCCGGCCCACAACUCGACUUCGCCGUCUACGACAUCAAGCUCACUGUGUCGCCCGGUCAGUGCCCUCACCGCCUGCUGCUGGCGCCCGGCAAGUGUAGCUGGCGUUCUCGCACGUGUCGCUGGCGCUCUCGUAGCCGCCCGCCGCCGGCCCGGAACUCGACCUCGCCGUCUCCGACAUCAAGCUCACGGUGUCGCCCGGUCAGUGCCCUCCCCGCCUGCUGCUGGCGCCUGGCAAGUGUCUCUGACGCUCUCGCAGCCGCCCGCCGCCGGCCUGCACCUCGACAUCGCUGUCUCCGACAUCAAGUUUACCGUGUCGCCCGGUCAGUGCCCUCCCCGCUUGCUGCUGGCGCCCGCCAAGUGUCGCUGGCGCUCUCGUAGCUGCCCGCCGCCGGCUCGCACCUCGACCUCGACGUCUCCGACAUCAAGUUCACCGUGUCGCGCGCCGCCCGCCGCUAGUCCGCACCUCGACCUCGCCGUCUCCGACAUCAAGCUCACCGUGUCUCCCGGUCAGUGUCCUCUUCCCGCCUGCUGCUGGCGCCCGGCAAGUGUCACUGGCGCUCUCGCAGCCGACCGCUGCCGGUCCGCACCUCGACCUCGCCGUCUCCGACAUCAAGCUCACCGUGUCUCCCGGUCAGUGCCCUCCCCGCCUGCUGCUGGCGCCCGGCAAGUGUCGCUUGCGCUCUCGCAGCCGCCCGCCGCCGGUCCGCACCUCGACCUCGCCGUCUUCGACAUCAAGCUCACCGUGUCUCCCGGUCAGUGCCCGCUCCGCCUGCUGACUGGCUCGCUCACUCACUUACACUUUUUCAUUAGCGUAUUAUUGCUGGUGCUCUACGCUCUCGCUUCUCAUAUAAUAGCGCUAUUGAAUCGCGUAGUGGCAACAAUGACGAGCCGUGAAGAAGACAACGUCGAGGAGGAAAACAAAGCAAUUUUGUACGACAACCUAUGGGCUAUUCGACCAUUUCGGCCUAAUGCCUACUGGUUCUUGAAAACGGAGGAAGCGGAGGAAGCAAUCAACAUUGAUGAUGUUACAAACAAUGAAGUUGCAAAACCGCCCACGGGCGAAAUAUGCCUAUUGUCCAGCCCUUCUAUUGUGGUUUCCUUGGAGAUGGAUAUUGGUAACGAAACCAUUUCUGUACUAGUCAUGCAGGCUUCUCUCAGUGCGCAAGUUAAGGACUGGAGUUCUGAUCUGUACAUAGAGUCUACGUGGGCGAUGCAGGUGUCGUACUACAACAUCGGGCGCGCCAUGUGGGAGCCACUUAUAGAGCCUGUUGAAGUGCUCAAGGAUUCUCAGUAUAAACACGUGCCCUGGGAGCUAAAGAUGGAGGUACAACUUGAACUCUCAAUGACACAUUUUAUUUUCGAUAAGAAUGAAUAUUCUCUAGAAAAGUGA